AAGAACGGCGGGCUGAGAGAGGUCCUGCGAGCAGCGCACCACCACCACACACACCGCUCGCUCCUCUUUCUCCAAGCGCGCCGGGGCGGUCGUCGGAGUCGCGACGCCGCAGCAGGACGAAAGACAGCGAAGCACUGCGGCAAACCGGCUUUUCCGCUCACAGCUUGUUGUGUCCCCAUCCUCAGCCGUGAAACGCCGGCACUUCUUUCUUCACGAGUGGCCUUGCGAGGCGCCGUCGGUUCCUAUACCCACCACCAUGCUACCCGUUAUCCUCAUCGGCAUCAUCGCUCUGCUGUGUGUUCAGGCAUGCGAGCACGAUCCAAAGGUUUCCGUGGAGGUCUUCUACGAGACGUACUGCCCGGACAGCAGGAACUUUGUCCUCGAGCAGCUCAACUCGACGUACGCCGAGCUCCCGAACAUUGUGCAGCUUCAGCUCGUCCCGUACGGAAAGGCAUCUAGGAGAGAACUGCCAAACAAGUGGUACAGCUUCGACUGCCAGCACGGAGACAAGGAAUGCUACGGAAACCUAUUGCAGACAUGCGUAAUCAAGUACUACCCAGAUCCCAGCCAACACCUGCCACUCGUCGUGUGCAUGUUUUCGUCCAGAAAUCCAAACCGGGCGUAUGAAUCGUGCGCCAAGAAGCAGGGCUUUGACCUCGAGGCUCUGCAGAAGUGCGUCUCUGGCAAGGAGGGCAACGACCUCCAGCUGAGAUUCGCCGAGUGGACCGAGAGCGUGAACAGCAAGGGGCGGCUAGAGUUUGUUCCAUGGAUUCGCAUGAACGGGAAGGACAAGAUGUACGACGCGUUCACCAGCUUCAAGAGGACUCUGUGCGAAGAGUACAAGAGCAUGGUCAACACACUGUGCACAGGCGACAGCCCGAGCACGCAGCCAAUCGAGCUUCCACAGGCCUGUAAAGUGGCCCUUUCCUAGGGACAACACCAUAAUGUACUGAACUGCAACUGACCAUCUUGUUGGCCAUCUAAACGAAACGACUUUUCCUUUUUGCCUGGACUUUUCAUGACGUCAGUGGGACCAGUGUCGACAACUAUUUUGGACUGAACUGGGACAUCAUCACACACAAUUUAAUUUCCGCUUGUAUGUUCCCUUCUUUUUCUUUCUACAGCGAAUGCUAUGCACUCGCGUAAGAUGUAUUUUUACACUAGUUCAUUUAUUCUCUUUUCCAGUCACACAUGUUCAAGCAACACAAUGUAUAGCGUAUUGGAGAACUCGGAACUGUUACACCCUUUCUUCAGAACACAUUCCUCACUGCAUCAAACACACAAUGUAAUCACUAAAUACUGAUGCAAAACAGCAUCGCUAGCUUUUGUACAAAGGGUUCAGGAAGUUUUCCGUUAAUAUUUUAAUUCUACUUGCAUAUCACAAGCAGAGUCAACACUCUGUUCCAGCUGUGUUGCAAACUAACCUUAUACUGAAAAAUUUCGUGUACCAAUGAUUCCAUAUGUUUCGUGCAAUCGUCUUAUGUAAAUAGGACUGCGUAAUAUUAAACCUAUACGAUUUCCAUAUGAAUUACACGAAAUACAUGACAGAAAUGCAUAUGAACCAUUUCAACAGGAAUGCUGCUUUGCUUACAUCAAAUGCCUAUACUAAUAUGUUGUGGCAGUGACUUAACAUGUAUUGGUCUACCUAUGAAUAGCCAUGUGCUUACGUAUAGUGCCUGUGAUGCCACAAGACUUUUGAAGGGUCAGUACAUGCACAGACUCACAUUUGCCGGCAAUAUGGUUUUCUGUGCGCGUGCAGUUCCUUCAGCUAGUGUUCAAACUGUUCACGAUUGAGUGCGGCUUUCCACGUGUCUUUGACUGUGCACUGGGCUUUUUAAGGCUAUAUGAUCAGCAAAGCAAUAUCGCUUUUCAGCAAACUUUAUAUACUGUAGCCGCAUCUGUUGUAGUGGUGAUCUCACGUACUGUAUGUGUUGCUGGCCUCAAAUGUCCCGAUUCCAAUAUUCGUGUUUGUUAGACCUCUUAUGUUAGUUUGCAGAGUCUGCAUAGCAGUCAUUGUGCUGCAACUAUGAACUAGCUGCUCAUCCUGAUCUGAGGCCACGUCCUGGCAUUUCAGAUGACUGUUACCAAGCCAAGCACAUCAAUUACUUUAUGUGCCAUUCUCUUUUCUUUUCAGCUUUGUUCACUGUUUAUCCUAACUAAGCGUGUGAAAAGUUGUGGCUCGUGUGGAUGUGAAUUGUUGAACAAACCAGUUUCUACGAAUGCACUGUUUCCAGGUCUCGCAUUUCUUGUGGCCGCACUUUCUUAACUGUUAGUGAUAAUCGCUGUCUGUGCUUUCAAAGUAGCUACCAUUUUACAAUGUGCAGGCACAGUUUUAAGAUGUAAGCAGCACUACUGAUCAACACACAUGCCUGUAUGCACUUUGCAGACACUCUAUAAACUUGUGUGCACAGAGGGAACAGACACACUGCAAGUUCAGUGUUUCUUUACAUUGCGUUUUGGAGGCUAUGAACAAAAACUUCGUGCACAUGAUUUGUACUGGCAGGUGUGUUGUCAGCUGCUGUGAACAUACUCAAAGUAGCCUUUUACAGCUCUUCAUUUAAGCCGUCAUUUUGCUGUUUUAUUCUUCUUUAAAAUAGGUUUGAUGUGGUGCUGCCUGCAUCAAUCAGGACUUAGCAGAUCGAUCAAAUGCAAUGAACAACACAAUCGAACAUGUGCCCAUUCAACUGUGGCAUGCUGGGUGUGAUUGGAAGAAUGAAUAAAACUGUUUUACCCUC
This is a messenger RNA of Dermacentor silvarum, 2735 nucleotides long. Its product is annotated as gamma-interferon-inducible lysosomal thiol reductase-like. NCBI's taxonomy places the organism in Eukaryota, Metazoa, Arthropoda, Arachnida, Ixodida, Ixodidae. Gene Ontology annotation, molecular function: oxidoreductase activity, acting on a sulfur group of donors, disulfide as acceptor. The record is from RefSeq and is a predicted model, not a curated record. The coding region runs from base 257 to 931 and encodes 224 amino acids. The transcript is spliced from 7 exons.